Molecule: messenger RNA, 648 nt
Organism: Neltuma alba
Lineage: Eukaryota; Viridiplantae; Streptophyta; Magnoliopsida; Fabales; Fabaceae
Product: E3 ubiquitin-protein ligase RNF165-like
Exons: 1
Coding region: 1-648 (215 amino acids)
Biological process (GO): protein ubiquitination
Cellular component (GO): cytoplasm
Molecular function (GO): ubiquitin protein ligase activity
Source: RefSeq, a predicted model, not a curated record
AUGGAGUCUCAUCGUGUUGAAGAUAUUCGCAUAUACGAGUGUAGACUUCAUAAAUGGGACCCAGCUAUCCAAUGCGAUUUUCUUGAUGGGCAUCCAGAAUCUCCUCCCCCAGAAGAGGAAUACUUCCAGUUUAGAGUUGUUUUGAAAGAACGCUAUUACAAUAUUUCAAACAUGCAUCAUGACAGAACAGCAGAUACAAAUACUACUGAGUACGAUUUUUUCAGCAUCCCAUACGCGUCAAGGAAGGAAGCAACGGAUUAUAUGAUUUCUAUUCUUAAUAUUCCGGAAGCAAAUCGCAAAUCCAUGGCGCAGCAAAUUCUGGAUUACAUGGACUUCGUGCCUGAUCUUGACAAUUCAUACAACUUGUUCGUUAUGAUGCUGGUGAAUGUUGAUAUUUUUUAUCACGACUGUGAUAAAGCUAUGGAAAGAGGUGCCAAGGAGGACCAAGGUUGCAGAUUGAAAGGAGUGAAGAUUCAAGAGGAAGAGGUUGGUGAAUGUGGAAUCUGUUGGGAAAAUUUUAGAAUUGACACGGUUCAAAUGCCUUGUUCCCAUUUAUUUCAUGGGAACUGCAUUUUAAGUUGGCUUUUGAGGAAGAAUAAUUGUCCCAUGUGUCGCUUUCAAAUGCCUUCAAUAGGGACGGAUUCCUAG